UGCGUAGACUUGUAGUCAUCGUCACUUCCAUCGACUUAAAACAGUCGAAGCCCUCUCCUAAGUCUUUUCCACGACGGCAGUAGAACUCUCGUCUUGCCAGUCUUCACCCAAAACCCUAGAAAUCUCCCUCUCUGAAAGGCAUGGCCAGGAACCUAGGGUUUCUGGUCUUGAUCCUCUUGCUGUCCGUCUGCGAUGCCGCGGUCUUUCGGCCGAUAUCGGACGGUCACCGAUCCGCCGCGCUAGAGCUGUUUUCACCAGUCGAUGGAUCUUUUGCAAGCUUGGAAGAAACUUACGAGGCACUAAGAACGUUUCAGAUUCUUGGCAUUGAGAAAAAUGCAGAUAUAAGUCCUGCAACAUGCCCACUAGUAGUGGAGACACUUGUUUCAACAUCUUCUAAGGCAAAGGACUUGUUCUAUGCUCUUAGAGUUAACAGCAUCCUAGGAUGCCAAAUUGAUGCCAGAGUUUUUGAGGAUGUUGCUUCAAAACUUCAAGCUGCCAUUAAGGAUGCAAGUACCCUACUUGACUUCUACUACUCUAUUGGAAGCUUGGUGCUUAUCAAGGAUCAAGAUUCCAAAAUCAAUGUCCUUCUCGAGGAUGCAGAUGGCAUUUUUCAUUCCAUCAAGGCACUCAGUCAGAGUGAUGGAAGAUGGCGCUAUAAUUCUAAUGGUGCAGAAUCUAGUACAUAUGCUGCUGGGGUAGCACUCGAGGCACUCUCUGGAGUGGUUUCAUUAGCAGGUUCUGAUGUUGAUCAAUCUAUGAUUGGCAUCGUAAAAAAUGACAUAGUGAAGCUGUUUGACACUCUUGAGAGCUAUGAUGAUGGAGCCUUGUACUUCGAUGAGAAAAUUGUUGAUGCCAGUGAACAUCAAGGCCCUCUUUCGACCACAUCGUCAGUAGUACGUGGGACCACAGCAUUUGCAGCAGUUACUUCCGGGACUUUAAAUAUUCCCGGAGAUAAAAUCUUGGGUUUGGCAUACUUCUUCCUUGGCGUUGGAAUUCCUGGCAACACCAAAGAUCUAUUCAACCAAAUGGAAUCCUUAGCUUGCUUGGAGAACAAUAGGGUUUCCGUUCCAUUGAUUUUAUCACUGCCAGCUAAGGUUCUUUCAUUAUCUUCAAAGGAUCAGCUCAAGGUUAAGGUGAAUACAGUGCUGGGGUCUGAUGCACCUCCAUUAACAGUGAAUCUUGUGAAAGCCUUCCCUUCUAGUUCAAGAGACCACCCUACAAUUCAGAACCAGGAACUCAAGUUUGACGUGGAAAGCUCUGUUCAUUCCUUCGAUUUAUUGUCAAAGGGUAUAGAUGUCGGAAAGUACACGUUAGUUUUUGAGGUUUUGCUUCAUGAUCCUGAGCACAAGAAAAUUUAUGCAACUGGAGGCCGAGCUCAAGCAUCAAUAUUUGUCACAGGAUUUAUCAAAAUUGACAGUGCAGAAAUUGCAGUAUUGGAUAGUGAUGUUGGUAGCAUAGAGACGAAGAAGAAAUUAGAUUUGUCUGGAGAAAAUGCUGUAUCACUUUCAGCAAACCAUCUGCAGAAGCUGCGUCUAUCCUUUGAUUUGACCACUCCACUGGACCAAGCUUUCAAUCCACACCAGGUGUUCCUACAUUUGAGACAUGAGACCAAAAUUGAGCAUAUCUUUCUGGUGGGCAACCAUGGCAAACGAUUUGAGAUCAUAUUAGACUUUCUCUCUCUGGUUGACAAGUUUUACUAUCUCUCAGGGAGAUACGAUUUUCAACUUACCGUCGGGGAUGCUGCAAUGGAGAACUCGUUCUUACGGGCUCUAGGCCAUGUUGAGUUGGAUUUACCUGAACCUCCAGAGAAAGCUACACGCCCUCCUCUCCAACCUGUAGAUCCUUACUCAAGAUUUGUUCCCAAACCUGAAAUAUCCCACAUUUUCAGGGCACCUGAGAAGCUUCCACCCCAGGAGCUGUCUUUUACCUUCUUGGCUCUUUCACUUUUACCAUUUAUUGGAUUUCUAAUAGGGCUAAUACGAUUGGGGGUGAACUUGAAGAACUUCCCUUCCUCAGUGGCACCAGCAACAUUUGCUAUUCUCUUCCAUGUUGGAAUUGCAGCAGUUCUUCUGCUCUACGUGCUGUUUUGGCUGAAGUUGGAUCUGUUCACGACGUUGAAGGCCCUUGGAGUCCUCGCGACUUUUCUAGUGUUUGUGGGGCAUAGGACCCUGUCCCACCUUGCUUCAACAUCAGCGAAGCUAAAAUCUGCCUGAGAGAGAAUGCUAGGUAUCACAAAGAGGUCAAAAUUUUCAUUUUUGUAGGAUCCUUUCAACAACUCUCAAUGCUCUUCUUUCAGGAUUUUUUAUAGGAAGUGUGAAGAGAUGCUACUAGCAGGAAAAGUAAUUUGUGUUGAUUUUUGUAGAAGCAUCUCAUCCAGAAGCUCCUAAUCCGGAGGGAGGUUCCAUCAGGACUCUCAUCUAGGUUGUUAUGCAGGUAGAAUCAUGGGGUCCCAUGUCAUACCCACUUGUUGUUUAAAAAAGAAAUUUAAUUUGGGAGA
Molecule: messenger RNA, 2497 nt
Organism: Magnolia sinica
Lineage: Eukaryota; Viridiplantae; Streptophyta; Magnoliopsida; Magnoliales; Magnoliaceae
Product: dolichyl-diphosphooligosaccharide--protein glycosyltransferase subunit 2
Exons: 20
Coding region: 141-2213 (690 amino acids)
Biological process (GO): protein N-linked glycosylation
Cellular component (GO): oligosaccharyltransferase complex; membrane
Source: RefSeq, a predicted model, not a curated record